Kalmanozyma brasiliensis GHG001 is the source of this 1893-nucleotide messenger RNA. Its product is annotated as Phosphoribosylaminoimidazole carboxylase PurE domain protein. The transcript has a single exon. Bases 1 to 1893 code for a protein of 630 amino acids. The record is from RefSeq and is a predicted model, not a curated record. Gene Ontology annotation, biological process: 'de novo' IMP biosynthetic process. Lineage: Eukaryota; Fungi; Basidiomycota; Ustilaginomycetes; Ustilaginales. Gene Ontology annotation, molecular function: ATP binding; phosphoribosylaminoimidazole carboxylase activity; metal ion binding.
AUGGAGCAACGUGUUGUUGGUGUGCUUGGCGCUGGCCAGCUAGGCCGUAUGUUCGUCGAAGCAGCCGCUCGCCUCAACGUACAGGUCAAGCUGCUCGACGUCGGUGACACUGCUCCUGCCAAGCAGAUCAACUACCUUCCUGGUCCCGACGGCAAGUCGCAACACAUCGAUGGCAGCUUUGCCGACCCCGAAAAGAUCCGCCAGCUCGCCUCUCAGGUGGAUGUGCUCACCAUCGAAAUCGAGCACGUCGACGCUACCCAGCUGCAAAAGGUGCUUGACGACAAGCUCGUCGAUGCUGUUCACCCGCUCCCGCCCACCAUCGCACUCAUCCAGGACAAAUACCUGCAAAAGGUGCACCUCGCCGGCAAGGGCUUGCCUCUCGCGGAGUACGUCGCCGCUGGGCCCGAGGACAUGUCGAAAGCCACGGAUAGCGAGCAGGCACGCUCUGCACAGAUCACAGCCGUCGCCGACAUCGGAGAGAAGUUCGGGUUCCCGCUCAUGCUCAAGUCGCGCACGCAGGCAUACGAUGGAAAGGGCAACUAUGUCGUCAAGUCGGCCGACCAGGCUUCUGCGGCUGUCGCUGCGCUCGGAGACGGAAAGCGCGGCCUCUACGCUGAAAAGUGGGCGCCAUUCGAGCGCGAGGUAGCCGUAAUGGUGGUGCGCAGCGCUACCGGCGAAGUGCGAGCCUACCCUGCGGUCGAGACGGUCCACAAGAACAGCAUCUGCCACACCGUGUUUGCGCCGUUGCGAACUGCCGAUCCUGGCGUGGAAGCCCGUGCGCGAAAGAUUGCCGAAGAGGCGGUAGCCACCUUUGGCGGAGCUGGUGUGUUUGGUGUCGAGAUGUUCUUGAUGCCCGACGGUGAGCUGCUCAUCAACGAGAUCGCACCACGACCUCACAACUCGGGACACUACACAAUCGAGGCGGCUGACACGAGUCAGUACGAGAAUCACGUUCGAGCCAUCCUGGGCUUGCCACUGGGGAGCACCGCUCUCAAGGUGCCAUCGGCCGCCAUGAUCAACAUCCUCGGCUUGGCCGAUUCCGACAAGGAUGACGAAGCGGUUGCCAAGACACUCGUCCCUGCUGUCGUCAGCCUGGAUGUGCCUGGCACCACAUGUCACCUCUACGGCAAAGCGGGCUGUCGCAAGGGAAGGAAGAUGGGUCACAUCACCAUUGUCGGUCAGAGCGACGCUCAGGUUCGAUCGCGCCUGCACAUCGUAGAAGAAGCGCUGGACAAGGCUACGGAGCUCGCCGAACAGGGCGGCAAGCUUCCGUCCGAACUCACGCUUCCCGGCGUUGUCGCUCAAAAUGCUUCCGCCUCUGCUUCGGCAUCAAAGGCAGCAAGCGCACCAUCGCCCAAAUCCGCGGCAGACUUUUCGCAUCCUCAGCCCUUGGUGGGCAUCAUCAUGGGCUCGGAUAGCGAUCUGCCGGUGAUGAUGGCGGCGGCCGAGAUCCUCAAGAAGUUCGAUGUGCCGUUCGAGCUGUCGAUUGUGAGUGCUCACCGUACACCCGACCGCAUGCGCACCUACGCCCGCAGUGCCCCCGCCCGUGGGUUGAGGGCGAUCAUCGCAGGUGCGGGUGGAGCAGCUCACUUGCCAGGAAUGGUGGCAGCUCAGACCGCACUCCCCGUCAUCGGCGUUCCCGUCAAGGGCAGCACGCUGGACGGUGUUGAUUCGCUGCACAGCAUCGUGCAGAUGCCGCGCGGCAUUCCCGUCGCAACGGUGGCCAUCAACAACAGCACCAACGCGGCGCUGCUUGCGAUCCGCAUUCUGGCUGCUGCUGAUCCAUCGUACCUGGACAAGAUGCAAAAGUACAUGGAGGAGAUGGAGAACGAGGUGAACGGCAAGAUUGAGCGCCUCGCGAACGAGGGUUGGGAAUACACGCUCAAGAAGUAG